This is a messenger RNA of Glossina fuscipes, 2627 nucleotides long. Its product is annotated as homeobox protein B-H1. The coding region runs from base 587 to 2017 and encodes 476 amino acids. Gene Ontology annotation, molecular function: DNA-binding transcription factor activity, RNA polymerase II-specific; DNA binding. The transcript is spliced from 3 exons. The record is from RefSeq and is a predicted model, not a curated record. NCBI's taxonomy places the organism in Eukaryota, Metazoa, Arthropoda, Insecta, Diptera, Glossinidae. Gene Ontology annotation, biological process: regulation of DNA-templated transcription.
GAAACGUCGAAUGGAAAGGUCUUAAACUAUUCCUGUUUGACUGACUGACUACAUUAACUGAUUGAUUAAGUUAAAACAAUGUAAAUAGAGAGAAAGAGGAAUAGAGUGAAAAGUGCAUACAGCUCUGCCUAUUGCUAACAAGAAAAUAAGAUCAUAAUAAUUAUAAAAUACAACAUAAAUAUGUGUACAACACUUCUUUCUAUAUCGGUUUAUUAAUAAUAUGCACACUGUGGCAGAAGAAAUCAGAGAGAAAGAGAGCGUCGCUAACACGCAGUGUAUAAAUCGUAUCAUAAGUGACUCAAACUUAACUGAGUAAUGAUGGUGUUGUGAUUGAUUUUAGUAUGCCGUGGACUCUAAAUAAGGAUAGACAUGUCAAUACGCGUUAUUCUGACUUUAGACAUAAUAGUGCAGUGAUUGAGCAAAUAAAUUUUAAUUGAUGUUACUUAACAUAAAUCCUAAUCAGUGAUUUCAAAACACAACAGCAACAAAAAAGAUAUUGGAAAACUAUUAGUGCGACUUUUUCACUUGUUGUCUUCGCAUAAGGCGGCGUGUAAAAAUUUUAAUUAUCAGUUUUUGGGAUUUUAGUAUGCUUUGUCCACCAACGAUGCGUCCAGCAAGCCCAGCCGAAUCGGAAAUUUCAGUAGGAGGUGCACCUAGCCCCUUACCACAGAAUCAGAAUCGCAGUGCUAUUGAUUUACUGCAUCAACAACAAUUACUUAUGCAUCAACAUGCUGUAGCAGCGGCGGCGGCUGCCGGCUUUACACGUGCUGCUGCCGUCGGUACUGUGCCUGAAGAAUAUUUCCAACCUCUAAAACGUUUACGUAUAUCCGCUGAUUCUGGUGAGCUUAAAGAAAGAUCCCCCAGCCCCAUGCGAUCCACCCAUUCUAUCAACGCUUUAGCAACAGCAACAAACGCCAGCACAAAGGCUAAUAUCGAGGGAGUGAAAAGUUUUUCCAUAGCAGACAUAUUAGGCCAUGAGAAACGAGAUUCUAUACCAAGCUCUCCACCACCCGUAACGCACAGUUCAGGCUUAUUGCAGCCACGAACGGAACCAUUAGAUAUAGUUAGCGCAACUGUUCCACAUCCUGCCGCUGCUGCUGCCAUGCUUAUACCUGGCUCUCCACACGUGGUAAGACCUUGGGAUCAUUUAUUAGGUCCCAUGCCAGUGCGACCAUUUAUUCCGUCUGCCUUGUUGCAUUACGAACAACGUUUAGCUUUAGAUUAUCACCGCCAAUUGCAAGAACAUUUCAACGCUCAAGCUCAACUUCUACGACAUAUGAAUGGGAUGGAUAUAAUACCAUCAGAAAGUGGUAGUGAAAGAUCUAGCUCUGCGGCCAGUGACUGCUGUUCUCCAGAAAUACUUCGCGCUUCUAACGAAACCCACGCCAAACAUACAGCUCAGACCAGUAGUGAACGAUCACACGCGAGUAAUUUAAACUCAAAUAACACUACGAGUACCCAAACAUCAAACAACAGCAAUCAAGGUGGUAGCGGUAAAACGAAAGCAAACGGUACACCAUUGGAUGCUCUAUUUCAAAUGACAACCAAAGAUUUCGAUGAAUCCCAAGAUAAGUCGCAUUUGGAUAUAUUCUCGAAUCGGCCGCAGCCAAAAAAGAAGCGAAAAUCGCGGACUGCAUUCACCAAUCAUCAGAUUUUCGAAUUGGAAAAACGUUUUCUUUAUCAAAAGUAUCUAUCGCCUGCUGAUCGUGAUGAAAUUGCCGCAUCUUUGGGUCUUUCUAAUGCCCAAGUGAUUACGUGGUUUCAAAACAGACGAGCGAAGCAGAAACGUGAUAUUGAAGAAUUAAAAAAAGACUUCGAGAGCGUUAAAGUUUUUUCCGGCCAUAAAUCAUUCUUAGAGAAUGUUAACGACUUAAGCAUUCUAAAGAAGAAGCCCCUACAUCCCGACGCAGCGGUAAUGGGAGGUCUGGCGGCGGCAGCCGCCGCAGGUAUGAUGCCCGUGGUAACUGCUCCUCCACCUCCCCCACCGCCCCUGUCAAACCUUAGCCCGCAGAAAUGAAUACGUGCCUAUAAACGUCUCCCGCAUAUCAACUGAGAUUUAAGUUCAGUUAGUUGAGAUCCAGGAAAUGAGCAAAACUCUGAGAACAGUUUCAAAACUAUUCCUAAAUAUUUCGAAAUUACGUGCGUGUUUUUCAAAGACAUUGAUUCACAAGUGAACAAUUUGGCCUACACUCUACGCUGGCUUUGCAGCGUCAACGGCAAUAAGCAUUAAGUUAACGCGCACCGGAGAUUUGCUUGCUCAGUCAAUAUGCACACAAACAUACGGUUAAAGCAAAAAAGUUCGAUCAGUAGUCACUACAUUCCAAUGGUCUCGAUCACCGCAAAAAAUACCAAAGAACGUUGUUGCCAAUGUCUCUAUUGCAUCAAUGAUCUGUAAAAGUUUCAAACUUAGAGACAAAAACACACACAGCGCGUCGUAGCAGAUAUGUGACAAAAAGUUACAGCAAAGCAGUUAAGGCAAACGCAAACUAACUAACAUCCUAGAAGAAUGGUUCUGAUCGCAAAGGAGUGCGCAUAUCUUACGUGAGGUGACAAAAGGAAUGCCAACUCAUCAUUUUGAAUGUAUAUAGAUAGAUAGAUAGAUAGAUAGAUAUCUGUUAAAUUUCUAA